Oryzias melastigma (Indian medaka) is the source of this 2622-nucleotide messenger RNA. It is a transcript of the gene cobll1a, whose product is annotated as cordon-bleu WH2 repeat protein-like 1a. The transcript is spliced from 9 exons. Gene Ontology annotation, molecular function: actin monomer binding. The record is from RefSeq and is a predicted model, not a curated record. NCBI's taxonomy places the organism in Eukaryota, Metazoa, Chordata, Actinopteri, Beloniformes, Adrianichthyidae. Bases 35 to 2050 code for a protein of 671 amino acids.
UGAAGCAGAAUGGGACGGCGAUGCAGACACAGAGAUGGAUGAUCGAGCAAAUCCUCUGCAGAGAGAACACUCCCUGCGUGUGGUUCUUCCUGGGGGGCUGGAGAAGAAUGCCACUGUUCAUGGAAGUAAACCGGUGAUGGAUCUGUUGGUGACGCUGUGUGCCGGCUACCACCUCAACCCCUCCGACUACACGGUGGAGUUUCUGUCCACCAACAAGAACAACAUCAGCUUCAAACCGAAUUCACCCAUCGGUCUGCUGGAGGCCGAGAAGAUGGUGCUAAAGCCCAAAGCCACCGAGGAGAAAACCAAGAAACCGUACAUGCCUGAGGCAACAGUCCGCCUGUUGAUCAACUACAACAAGUCCCACAAGACGGUGGUGCGGGUCAGCCCCAAUCUGCCUCUGGAGAUGCUGCUUCCAGCCGUGUGUGACAAGUGCGAGUUUCACGUAGAAACGACCGUCCUGUUCAGAGACUGUCAGUCCAGAGAGCCACUGGACCUGAGGCGGAGCUUAAACGAUCACGCCCUGAGGGAGCUGUAUGCUGAGGACACGGCCUUAAAGGACCCCACCGUCCCAGAAGUCAGGCCGUCUGAGGCUCGUAUGUCAGAAGAGGCGCACACAAAAGACGUCCUGAAGAAGGAAAACAAACAGAAGAAAAGAGGAUUCUUCAGCCUUUUCCGGAGGAAGAAGAAGAAACAUCAGCCGAAGGGAACGGCGAGCGCUCCAGCGUCUCCCAGCCUCUGCAGAAACGUGGAGAGAGGCUCAGAGUGCAACUCUCUGCCUCCAAACUCGUCCAAGAAGAGGCGGGCGCCCCCACCGCCAAUGUUAGCCUCUCAGAGCGUCCCAGGGAGCCUCAGCAACUGCAGCCAGCGAGCGGCGCAGAUGUCGGCAGAAUCAAACUUAAGAAGUACCAAGAGGAGAGCUCCCCCUCCCCCAACGUGUGUGAACGCAGAAGUCGGAGACUCCCUUUGCCCUCUAGAGGAGAUGAAAGAUGUUGAGCAGUCUCCCAGAGUGAACUCCUCAUCCCGAUCUUCAUCCCCUCCUGGUCGUCGGCCUUCUCCGUGCUCGUCGUUCCCUCUGUCCCCUGAAGACUCUAAGCUCCACCCACCUUCCUUUCUGGGCAAAGACUUAUCGGACGCUCGCUCGGCUCUCGCCAAAGUCCUGACGUCCUCGGUGUCUAAAGGCACACUUGCCAAACGUCUGAGGAAUUCCGCCUCCUUCCCGAAAUUCAACGUCUCGUCCUGCAUAUCCGUGGAUUCCGACCGACGGGAGGACAAGGACGCCGGCGGGGAGCCAGAGUCUGUCCUGGAUUUGAACCUUCCGACUGAGAGUGAGGACAUUCAGAGGAGAGGGAUGACGACGUUUACAGUGGUUCCCACCAAGAAGCUGACCGACGUUCCAGAGAAACCGGCUGAGGAAGAGCGUGUGAAUGAGGAAGUGGAAGAGAAUCCAGUUCCUCCUGAGGGAGCAGAAAACGAGAACUCAGAAGAUCACUGUCGGCAAACUCCACUGGACGAUACCUCAACUUCUCCCCCAUCUCUGAAGGAUUCAGACGGUCAGAACUCCCCAGAGAAACCCUCAUCUGAGGCUGAUGAGGAGGAAGCAGAGGUCAUAGAACCACCGUCAGACCUCAAAGAGGGAGAAAACCUCAAUAGGAUUGCAGAAAAUCAGGAGGAAAUCCCUCAAAGCCUCUCCCCCGACCCCUGUAUUCCAUGUGAGGAGACAACUGUUGUACAACAGGAAGAGGAAGUCGGAUUCCCUCCUCCUCCUCCUCCCGUCUUCUUUAAAGAAGACGGCGAGGUACCAGAGCGAGAAGCUUCACUAGCUUCAGCCCGGAACGAGCGCACAGAAGAAUCCAGCCAGGAUCCUUCAGGCGUCUCGGCCGCGCCCGGACCGUCCCCGGAGAAGAGGACCUCGGCUCCGUCCAGGUUCGCCGAGGCGGUGGCCAUGGCCGUCAACCGCUCCCGCCUGCAGAGCCUUAGCAGAAUUCCAGAGGUUUCCGGUGAUCCGAACGCCGCUUCAGCCAGGUCCACAUAUCAGUACGGUGCCUGAGCUGCGGUCACACACCUGAACAUGGACGUUCAGGCUUCAGGAUUUCUCUACAAACUGCAUCAGUUUCAACUGCAUUCUGUUUCCUUCAUGUUCAGCCUUUUCCUGAGUUCUUCAUUUACCUUUUGUAGAAGAUCUGCUGCCUGUGUGCCAAUGCAAACGCUUUGUGAAUAACAGAAGACGUGACCUGCAGGAAAUAAUAUUUUGUUUUAUUUUUGUGCCAGGAUUUGCUUUAUAUAGUUAAAUUAAAAUCUAGAGAGAAUCUAGAGCUGGAAGUUUAGUUGUUGUCCAGUAGGUGGCAGUACAGUUUCACUUUUAAAACAGUAUUUAUUUUGCUGCUUGAACUUACAUUUUAAUUCAGUGAAUUUUUAAGAGAUGUAUAUUUUUUUUGUAUUUUUUCAUAGUCAUGAAUGAGAUGAAUGGAUGAUCCUCGUGCCGCCUCUGAGGAUUUCAUCGUGAACUCAUGAAUUAUUGAAUGUAGACAUCAGAAUUCCUUACAUUUCUGUGUAAAAAAGAUACGUUUUUGGAGAUUGUAUGCCAAACAUCUCCUCAAUAAACUCAGUCCACUCUCCUCA